CUGCAUAAUCGAACACUGGUGAAAGGACAUACGGUUGGAACAUGCACACCGAGAUUUGGGUUAGUUUAUUUUUUGAGGGGGGGGUUUGAAAUGAGAGUCAAGUGAAAUGAGAGUCAAAAAGUGAUCUUCAAGUCUAGUUAAAGUCAGUUUGGCAAUUAUUUUGAUUUUCUUCAAAGCUCAGUGUCAAAAAUAGCUCAAUAUGAAAGGAGCCAGUAAUAAAUUUCGAAAGUUAAUAAAAUCUGAGAAAAUCUUGUAUUUUAAAAAUUUCAAAUUGCCUCCACGUUCAGCGGAUUGGUGUGUGCAAACACUUUUGCAUACAGUAAGAUUUGAACUUUCCUUUCGAUCUCUUGUUCGGCUCAAUUUUGAGCCAGAAGCUUCUUGGGUGGUCCCGCCUUCAAAAAACAAUUUUCACGUGAAAUUUAAAUUACUUUAUCACGUGAUCUAAUUAAAAAAAUUCGACGUGUUCACAUUUCCUCCCACAUUUUUUCGUCAUUUCAAAAAAUUCUUGGACUUUGAAAAUGGCAGAUGAAAUAAUUUUCCGAGGUGAGUAGAAGGGUACUGUAGUUUUAGUUCACAUCCCUCUUCAAAAAUAAGUUAACUGAAAUCGAAAGAUAAUUUUUCCACUUGGCCUAUUCUCAUUUUCUAUUUUGAUGAUAAUUUUUGCUUCAGAGAACAUGAGUUUUGAUUUUGUGUUAGCCACUCGUUUCUCACGACAUUUUCUCAUUGAGAGAGAAAAAUUUAAUUUCGUUUUUUUCUCCCAAUAAAUCUUAUUUUUCCAAAUUCCUCAUUUCUGAAGUACAAUCGUCUUGGAUUUCAAAUAAACACAUAAAUGUUUUGUUCUCUCGUCAUUUCGUCUCGAAAUCAAAGCUUUUUUGCACCUAGAAUUUUCUAGACACAUGUGAAUCAUCAAAAAUCAUUUUUGAAAUUAAAAAUUCAUGAAUUUUUCAAUUUGAAAUUGAAAUUGAAAUUGUCAUAGUGACGAAAAAAUCUUGUAACAUAAACAGGUGCUUUCUAAUGCACUUCAAGUCGUUUUUCUCAUUAUUUUUCAUCUGAAAUAUUUUAGCUUUACGUUUUUCCUGUUCAAUUUUUGGUCGGAAAAUCUAUGAUUACACAUCUAAACAUUAAUUUACAAAUAUUUUCUAGCUCGAUUUUCCCAAGAUAUUUUUUUGACAGAAUGAAUGAUUAGAGACGCAGACAAUUUCAGAUUUUUUUUGCUUCUGAAAAAGUCUCUGGAAUUGUUUUUUCUCAUCACGCAAUGCACCAAAAAGUGUCAUAUUUCCCAUUUUUUGAAUAUUAUUUCUUCUUUAGUCGUUUCCUUGUUUUUUUCUCGAACAUUUCAUCAUAAAUAGAUAUUUAUGUUAGAUGUGGAAAUCAUUUGGUUCAUCGCAAGAUUCAGUCGAUGAAUAUAUUCGACCUUUACCAAGUUCAGCUACAAAAAUUCGAAGAUCACCUCGAAUGCCAAAAUAUUCUGAUACUGUUUUAUAUAGUAAUUACUGUAGAAAAACGUAAGUUUGUUGAAGAGUCUAGAAUUGUAUUCCUUGUUAUUUAGUUAGUCCUUCUUUUGCCAAACUUCAUUAAUCAUUUAUUCUGAAAAGUGCUGAAAAUAGACACCGUUUUUUUUGCGCCGCGAAAAAAAAAUCAAAUUUCCGUUAUGUUGCAUUUUUGUCCUAACCAAAUUACUAAUUUCCGGUCUUUUCUGACACAUAAAAUUGGAUUAGAAUAGGUAAAAUAGAUUAUUCCGGCUUGAUUCUAUUCAUUUUUCUUUCACACGUCUAGUCUAAAUGGUGUUUUUUAUCAAACAUCGAAGUGCUGAUCGAUCUUUUCGAAUCAAGAGACAAAAGUUUAGAUUCAGGUAUGUUUUAGAACUGAACUCUUGGCAGCUGAUUCACCAAAACUCAAGGGAUCGGGGAAAAUUUUGAACUAGUUCGAGAAAAAAAAUGUUUCAGAUCUACAUCAAUUCCUGCUCCUUUGGAUCGACGACAGGGUCGAAGUUGUGAAUUCAACACAUCGGAAGAUGAUCGAGACAGACAUGAUCGGUUCAAUAAUCCGAUUGCUCAGGUUAGUUCAAGAAUUUUUUGGGAAGGGUGGGAAAUGUGUAAAAAAAAACUUGGAUAAGGGUUUUUUUAGAAUUUAGCCUGUGUCUUGAAAAAUUUUCUAAUUCAAAAACUUUUCCCGCGCUUGAUUUAAAAACGGUAGAUCAAAUUGUUUUCGAAUUUCAUUUUUUGGAAUGUCUGCAUCUCUAUCUCUCUCUCUCUCUCUCUCUCUCUCUCUUUCUCUCUCUCUCUCGAUCUCUCGAUCUGUUAAAGGCCGUGAUCCAAAACUAUAUAUUUUUAUUUGAAUUUUAAAAAUAGACGUAGACCCCUUUCCGAUCAAGCUAGACACAAAAAUUUUGAAUACUCACAAUCAUAUUUGUUUUUGACUUGAUUAGUUCCCAGUUCUCAGAUUUCAGAAAAAAAACACAAAUUUUCUCACAACUCGACCUUUUUCCUUAGCUUCUCAUAUUUUCCUAUGCAGACUUUCAUUUCCGGUAAUUUUGACGAAUUUUAUUUUUUAUUAUUCUUUCUUGGCGCCUCCGCCGAAAAAAUUGCGCGCGAAAACGAAAUAACAUUUAUUUUAUUUUCUUGUCUUCGCACAUCCGAACAACUCAACUUCAUGCAUUUUUAGUCUUUCUGAAAAAAAAGAUCAAAUCACUUGAUAUAUUUUUUGAGAGAAAAUUAUUUUGUAUUUCGAAUAUUGUAGCAUGAUUUUGUAUGAUUCCCAUUCCUACAAAAUUUAUUAGUCAGAUUUUUUUCUUGCUAGCAGCUGAAAAAAAGUCGAAAACAAAGAUCCGACAUAAAAAAUGCAGAAAAAUCGGAAUUUUAUCGACAUUUUUCAUUCAUUCUCGAAAAUCUUCUCAUUUUUCAAAUAUAAACGUUUUUUUUUCAUUCAUUCUUUAUUUCUUCGUAUCUAUGCAAAUACUUAUAUAUUUUUCCACUGUUUCAUUUUCGGCUUUUUUUUGACACAUCAUCUGCCAUUUUAAAAUAUUCCUCUUCUCAGAUUUUUUCCGCAUUUUUUGUGUGUCCAUUAAUUUUUCAUACUCGCCAGUUUUUGGCUGAAUGAUUCUUUUGAAUGAAAAACAAUAAACUUUUCAUUAUUAUUAUUAUACAUAAUUUCAAGAAUUUUGACAGAAAAUAAAAUUUGAUUUUUAGCCAAAAAAAAUUUCGUAAAUAUCUCGUUUCCACCUCACUUAUUUGUCUAGUUUGCUCAUAAAUAAAUAUAUUUAUUUACAACUGAAAGUUCAAAAACCAUUUUAAGAAUUGGAAACGUCCUUAAAUAGACCCAAUUAGAUGUAAAGCAAUUUGAGCCUAAGCAUGCUUCAUUUUCUCUUUAUUUUUCUCGAUUUUCUCUUUUCUCUGCUUCCCGAAAAAAACUUUAAUUUCACCAUUUAUUACUAGUUUUAUUGAUUCUCUUUUUGUUGUCUUUUUUCUAAAGUCCAUCGUUUUACUUGCUUUUUUUUCGCCAAAUGUCGGUUCCUUUAAAUCGUCGAAGAACUGAACCGAAACGUCGGAAUUAUCAAUCUUCAUCGAUUCUUCCAACAUCAACAAGAUCCAGAGAUCGAGCACUUUCUAUGUUUUCGGUAAAUUUUCCAGCAAAAAAAAAAGUUUCGCUCCCGGGUGGGCUCGAACCACCAACCUUUCGGUUAACAGCCGAACGCGCUGCCUAUUGCGCCACGGAAGCACAUGGAAGCAUCCCUCUCAAAUAUCAAUAAAAAUAUCUGUGUGAAUCUAGUUUUCUCUAGUCUUGAUGGUCAAAAAAAGUCCAAAAAUAUGUGUGUGGGGUCAAUUUUUCUGAUACAUUUUUUUCCUAAUGUGCUAUUUUUGCAGGUCUCCUCUGACAUUCUACGAGUUUCUGGCUAUACACAACAAUUCCGAAGUUUGUUAACAGCUCGAUUUCCACCAAGACGCGAAUCAACACCGAAUGUCAACAUUGAAUCAGGCGAUGAAAAUCAAAAAUUGACUGGAGAUAUCGGUUAGUUAAUUUACUUGGGGGGAACGGGGGAAAAAACUCGAGUCACAUUUGAAAAAGAAAAAAACACCUGGAAACAUGAGAAGGCGGGAAAAAAAGAUUGAGUGUUCAUAAAUCAGACAUCGAAUAUUCGAUGAUGAGGAAAAGGUAAAUGUGAAACUGGGUGGAUUACUGUAGGUUCUUUGGAAAAAAUAUCGUCACAAUGUGGCGCAGAAUGUCUGCAAACACAGCUCAGCAGUUGCAGAUGUAGCUAAAUCAUAUUUUGAGGGUUUUCGUAGCUGAACCGUAGAAAGAACUUGCAUCUCCAGCUAAAUCGAAGCAAAAAUUUAGCUCAGUGUUUCUGGCCGAUUUCUCAGCUAAAACACACAUACGUUUUAGCUACGGUUUUUUGGCGCGCAAACAUGUUUUCUUCGUUUUGUUUUGUUUUUCGACGAUUUUCGUGACUUAAAGCCUAGAAAAGUGCUGGUAACAUAUUAUAUCGUCUACGCGUAAGUGUUUUAUCGAUGGAGAACGAGUAAGUUCAUCUAAAAGUUACGUUUUACGUUGAAUCUUUGCAGAAAAACAGUCAGUUUGUUGCGUUUCUCGAAAAAGUGGAAAGUGAUGGUGAAAUAUUCAAUAAAUGAGGUAAUUCCAACAAAUUUUUCAAUAUUCCACAAUGUUUCUCAAUUUACAGAUGCCAAUAACAAGAAAAAAGCCGGAUGUCAUGGAUCUCAACCAAUUUGGCUUCUAAUAGGUUUUUGGGAAGUUAAACCGCCAAAUGGAGUCGCAAAAUGCACAAACACCAUAUCGUCAUGUUUUGCAAGCCUACCCUAUUGGGAAAUUUUAGUUGCUACUUUUCUAUCCAAUAUUCGGCCGGUCCAGGAUCCAGAAGCUAUCAAACAACUGCGAGAAAAUUAAGUGUUUCUGGUGAAUAACUGACUAUAAUUUCAUAUUCUUAUGUUAUUGUAUGUUUCAAUACGAAUAAAUGUUUUAUAUUUGCAAGUUUUCUAACUACGCCAAAUACAGAAAGAAACCCACAUAAGCAGUAUUUCGCAAUAAACAGGAAAACAGUUUUCGUAGCUAAAACAUGCGUGUGUGUUUCGUAGCUAAAACAGACUUCGGUGUGUGUUUGUAGCUAAACCGCACACUGUUCGUAAAUAAAACGCAAGUGUCAAGGGCUGCGAUCGGUUGAGCUAUGAAUUAGCUACAUCUGCAACUGCUGAGAGGGAAAUAUGGUUGUGCAGUAGAGCGCAUUUUCUUGUUUUGUCUGGUGUUUUUUUAAGUCGUGUGUGUUUUUGAGGAAACACUAGGGUUACUACCCCAAAUUGCUAGACCUCAAAACUUUUGGGGUAGAUCAAAAAUAUUUUUUUCUAAAUCUCUUAUUUUCGUGUUGACUUUAGCCUCACCCUAAAAUCGUGUUAGGUCUCAAAAAAUUCGGGAAAUUUUUCGGUUAGUAAAAAACCGGUUAAUAAAUUUUUGUAAAAUCGCAUUUUUGUGAAAAUAUACAUGUACAGUAUGUUCUCGAAUUAAUAUUUCCAGUGUUUUUAUAUUGAUCCUAUUUGCCAGGAAUCCCCAAAAAAAUCUGAAAUCCUCUGGAUAAUCCACAUAUUUUUCUCGUUCUAUCUUUUUUAUCGCGUUUUUUUUGUUCAUCCAUAAAAAAUAGGAUCAAAAAAUGAAUCACAGUUUUUUCAUUUCGAAAAAUGUGACACUUUUUGACGUGGAAUUUGGGAAUUUGACUAGGGAAUUGUAUUCGGGUAGACACAACAAAUCAAAUAAGAAAAAUUGAGAAAAACAAUAUUUUUUUUGCUGUUCUCAAAAUGGCCUAUCAAUGUUCGGUUCACCCAAAAAUACAUAUUUUCGUCGUUUUUUUUCGAAAAAAAUUACACAACAUUUUUUUUUUUGAAACUUUUUUCUCAUCAUCAUUCAUAAUGAAAUAUCAAUAAUAAUAUUCUGCUCUUUUUCUCAUUGCUGAUAUAAGUUUUUUUUUCCAUGUCUUCUCACUCAUAAGAUUAGGCAGCAGCAGAGGUUUUGGUGCGCGAGAAAAGUGGGCGGAGUCUCGUCAGGAUCCUCUCUCGCUUCUACUGCUGAUAUUUGAGAAGAAAAAGAAGAAGAAGAAGAACACCCCGGCGGCAGAUCGACAUAAUAUUUCCGUGACUACUUCAAAGUGUUUUAUUCUCACCUCUUACCUUUUUUGAAAAACACUGCCGCCUGAUAUUUUUUGUCAAGGUAUGUAUGUCAUCUUGUGUUUUUUUUCCGAAAAGUUUUCCAUUUUUUCCAAAGUCAGACUCUAAACGAAUUAGAGCAACACAAUUCUUUUUUCGAUUUUUUCUCUAUAAAAAAAAAAGAAAAAGCAACCACAGUAACCCGGAAAAAUUAAUCUUGCAUGUUAUGAAAAAGUGCAAUUGAAAUAUAUUAUUUUUCCGGGUUUCAGGUUGGUUGCUCAUUUCUUUUUCUUUCUUUUUCCUUCUCUCAUUGAUCCGAUUUCAAUUCAAUUCUUCUCCAGAAAAAUGCGAUGAUCUAAAAAAUGAAGUCAUCAUCACAAAAACGAUGAGUGAGAAGCGUAAACGAUAUCGUAAUGAGAUAUCAUCGUCAGUUCCGAUGUCUUCUUCUGCAAUUCGUCGGAAAAUAUCCGAAGGUCUACCGCCAAUUGGAUGCCCGCCAACAAUUCGUAGAUCAACUAUAACAAUGAAUGGAGGAUCUGCGUCGAAUUCGGCUGCAAUUAUGGCUGUUCAACAUUUUGAUUCGAGGCGAUUCAGUGCGAUGGAUAAUAAUUUGUUUAAGGGUAGAAGGAGAAGUUCGAAGAUGUUGGCUGAUCCAAAACAACUUGUUCAUAUUUUUACGAAUCCUUGUGAGUUUGGAGGUUAUCCAGUCUGAAAAAUCUGAUUUUCAGAAUUAGAUUAGGGUGAUCAAAUGUUAAAGGGUUGUGUGUCUGAAAACACGCUCACACAAAUAAUGUGCAUUAGAGCGCACUUUCUUGUUUUGUUUUUGAAGUUGAGUUGAUACUGCACCUGUCGGCCCUUUUUCUUCUUGAGAAUGAUUGAAACAAUCAUUCCAAAUGUUUCUGAUUUUUAACCACAAAGGACAAUUAAAUAUUUUUCUUCGAAUAGGAAAAAACUCAUAACAAACCAUUAAUUUUGCUAAUUUCAUCUAAGAUUUCUUUUUCUUCAUCUUCUCCUGUUUUUAUUAAAAAUUUCUUACCAAAGAAUAUUUUUGUUGUUUUUUUUUUUGGAAGAAGCUUUGUAUGAUGUGAUGGGUCGAAGGGGUGAAAUAUGAGCGGGUUUACGACGAAAAAAUAACAAAAAAAAAGAACUGAAAAAGGGAAGUUUUUUGGUAAUAGAAAAAUAGAAUAAAAAGGGUCGAAGAACUGUUAGGGAAGUGCUUUCGAGUUUUUUUGGAAGUAAAUUAUUCAUAGUUUUUGUCGGUUUUUUUAAUCUGUGUGUUCGUGUGAAAAACUUGAAAAAACUAGGAAACAAAAAGAAGACUUCUUGCAAAAGUAAAAAAGGUUGAAGUUCAGAUUUUGUUUUCCAAAAAUUUGGUCUUUUUAAAGACAUAAAUUGCGUCUUUGGUUUUAUCUUCCGGUCUGAUCUUCUUUUUUUUAUUCGUCCAAACUCGAAUAAAAUGUUUUGAUCUGAAACAGAUGUUUCGAAAUCAAAUUGUUGUGAUUUAUGAUUGCAAAAAGUAAACCUCAAUUUGUAGGAAAUCUAAUACUUUGUUGAUAUUUUGAUGAAUGCCGAUUGUCUUGUUGGUAGGUAAGUGCAAAAUUUGAAAAAUAAUCCCUUCUUGCUUUGUGCAAAAUAUUGUGACGCGAACAGAAAAAUGUGUGACGUGACAUUUUAUGAAUAAUAGAAUAGAAUGGAGGUGAAUUGAAUUGAAACAAUUUUCAAUUUCCGAGCUUUUUCCAAUUUCCUUUGAUUCAGAAAUAUAUUAUUUGUUUUUAUAUCGUAGGUUGAAAAUAAUCUAGAUCUUUUCACGUUUUUAUUGAGAAUGUGUUUUGUUUGAGGAUUAAACAAAUUCUGAAUUUUUCCCUAAUGUAAAAUCUACAAAACUUAAUCUUUAGUGAUUUCAAAAUUAGAGAUCUUCCAAAUAAAUUUAUGCAAAAUUUCAAGACUUAUGACUCAAUUAAAUUUACUCAAAAUGCAAAUUCGUGCAAAAAAAGUGUGACAGUUUCAAUGCAUUUCAAAUGUCUUUUUUAUCUCCAUUGAACACAAUUUUUCUUGGUUCGAAUAAUUAAAAACUGCUGCCCUUCUUCAUUUUCUUCUUCUCUCCCUUUUUUUCAUUUUCAUCAAGAGUCAUAGUCAUUCAAAAAUAAAUACCAGAUCAACUCUGAAUCAGGCUCCGCCUACUUUUCAGCUCAGCUCAGCCCAUUCUCUAUUUCUUUAGUUUUCCUCUUAGUUUUUUUUCUGUCGGGCGCCAAAAAAGAGCCAGUCGCCUGAGCUUUAUUUUUGUUAUUAAUGAAACUCUAUUUUCCGCGCGUUUUGUCAUGACAACAAUUUUACAUAGCGCCACUUAUGUUUUUUUGAUUGAUUUUAAUGUGAAAAAUGAAAUUUAGAUUUGAGAAUGAGGCGUGAAUUUUGAUUUAAUUUUUGCUGAAAAUAAACUAGACUAUAUUUUGAGAACUUGGAAAAAAAUAAUUUCGGGUCACAUUUUUAAUCAGACUUAAAUUAUGAUUAGGAUUCUUAUGACAAUAUUUUUUAACAAUUCGUUUUUUAAAAAUUAAAUUUUCAAAAUUGUAGAAGGAAAUGCAGAAGUUGUAUCGAAUAAUUUCGGGAAUAUGUAGAGAAGCAAAAAUUUUGGGUGAGUUUAUUAUUUUCAGAAAAAAAUGUUAUUCUUUCUGUUGGCCGAAAAUUAGGUUGAUUAGUAAUAAUAUUUUCUCUCUCUCUCAUUUUGCGCACUGAAAAAAAAACAUUGAUAUUUUCCCACUAUUUGUUAUGACCCUUCUCUCGUUCGCGGAUCACAAAAGAAAACAAGGAGAAAUUCUAGAUUUAUGGGAAAAUGGGUUGAUAUUUUCUUGUCUUGUCUCUUUUUUUUUCUUUGUGUUGUGUAGUGAUGUUCGAAUCGUCGGGAAGUUGUUUGAAAAAGUGACAAACUGCCGCGAUUCGCAAUAUUCCCAAGGGAACAUUUUCAGUUUUAUAGUUAUUUCAACAAAAAAAAAGUUUGGGAGGAGAUCAAAGAUUUGGAAUUAGGAAGGAGGAGAUGGUGAAAUAUGAUACACUCUCAAAAAUUAUUUCAUGAGAAAAAUUAUUAUUUUUUUCAAGAAAGAAAAAAAAUAAUUUAUUUUGAGCUGAACCGGAAAACGGGGAGAGAUGAUCUAAAUAAUUUGCUUUUUUGAUUUCACAAUGCGAAAAAAACUAUAAAAUGAUGAUAUCAUUUGAGCUAUGAAUCAAGUCAAAAUUGAUCUGUUUACAAUAAAUCAUGUGAGGAUUUGAGAGCGGAUUAAUAUGACGAUUCAAUUCUUUUAUCCUGAUUCUAAAUGGGAUAAAAAGACUGGAGGAUCUACAGUAACUGGCUUAAAAUAUGUGUUUUUUAGAUGAUCGAUUUGCAAAUGGAAGUGUUCGAUUUGAUAAUGAAAUAAUUGAAGAAUCAGGUUCGGGUGGGCAAUUAAUGACUGGAAAUGGAGGAGGAGGAGGAGGACAAAUACCAGGAAAACCUGGAAUCAGAAGAAGGCAAAGUGGAUAUGGAAUUGCUAUUUCUAGGUUAGUUUAAUCGUGGGAGGUCUUGAGAUUGAUAAGGUAGGGUAAUUAGACACAAAACUUAUAAGUUAGAGUAACUUAUACCAAAAAUUGAAAUAUUGUUAGAACCAUUUUUCUAGGUUUAAAAAUUUUUCGUAAAAGAGAUACUGAAAACUUAUCUGAGAAUGUGCUAUGACGUGGCAAACGUGUGGGUUCCUGUGAAAAACACAGAGAAAAUUGUUUUGAAAUUAUGUUGGAACCAAAUUUGAUUCAACUUUGCCACGUCAUAAAUAAUUUCAGAAAAUUUAACUAUAAUUUCAUGUUUCAACUCUCGACGAGUUUCAUAAUUUCAAGAAAAAUAGACGCUUCAAUCACUUUUUUUAGGUACCUUUCAAUUAAAAAUAAGCUUCAUCAUUUUCCAAUAUCAGGUUUUUCGCUAACUUGGAUUUUUCACUGCAAAAGUUCUUCUCAAACUUUAGAAACCUGCAUUUUUUCUCCAUGUUAGAAAAAAAAACAAGAUAGAAAAAACUGAAAUAAAAGAUUUUGCAAUUAAAUUAAAUUAAAAGAGCCAAGACAUGCUGCUUUUUCGUAUAAUGCCCUUUUCGUUUUUUAUUUAUUUUCGGCUUCUUACACACACACACAUUUUGAUCAUUGAGUUGAAUUUUUUUGAUUUUUUAUGUUGUUUUUGACAAUUAAGAAUUUCCAAGUGAACAAAAAAAUGUGGAAAGUUCCCAUGAUUUAUUUUUUUUCAACUCAAGAUUUCGUGACAAACUUCAAUCAUUAGAAAAGUAAUAGUUUUAUUUUCCCCCUAUUUUUUCUGAAACUCUUUCUUUUUCCCUUUUUUCGUGUUCUGUUCUUUUCUAGAAAAAUUCAAUGAGCUGUAAAUUUUAAAUCUGCAAUUAUCCGUUGAAAAAAGGCUCCAUGAAUUCCAAAUUUUUCUGACAUUUUUCAAUUCGCCAAAAAAGAAAUAUGACAAUACUGGAAUUUUCUGUCGGGUGAUGUUUGAUUAUUUUGUUGGUGAUUCUUAUUGUUCGAACAUUUAGAUGAAAUGAGGAAAUUAAUUGUGAGAGGAAAUUUUUUUGAUUGAAGUUUUAUUUUUGAAAAAAUUGCUUUUUGAUUUGGGAGAUUUGAAAAAUAAGUUUUUAGUUAUUGAAAAAUUAAAAAUUUAUUUGAACCAAUUUUCUAAAGUUUCAGAAUUUAUCAAAAAAUUAGUUUGAUUUACUACUCAAAGUUUUCCCCGAAUUUUCCUGAAAGUCAACGCAAAAGUAAGAGAUUUAGAGAAAAAUAUUUUUGAUCUUCCCCUGAAAAGUUUUGAAUUUGAGGUCUAGGGAUUUUGGAGAAAUAAAUUACACAUUGUGGGCUCUGUUCACGAACUUUUAGGCCCCGAUUGGCCUUUUUUGUGGCCCAGUUUCCUUAUGAAAUCAGUUAAAUCUGAAGUAUAUCCAAAAAAUCAAUUCUCUUUCUUUUUUCCCAGCUUCGACGAAAAAAAAGCAUAUAGUUUUUUUUUGUUAUUUUCUCUUCUAUACAACUACAUUUUACCUUCCUUAAGAAUACAAAAAAAAAUAAGAAAAAAUAAUAAUUUCUCAAACUCCGCCCCUAUUUUUCGCUCACAUUCUGGGCUCAGCAACGCGCCUAAACAACCUGUCUUUUAUUAAAAUAUCUAACUGAUCAAGAUGGCGACUACCGUAGUAUUUCGAACGUUGAUCUACCGUAUUCCGACAAUUGUCAUGCCUUUGUGGUUUUUAAGACAAGAACUGCAAAAUAUACUGUAGGUUUAAUCCCCUGAAAAAGUUAUUUUUGAUUCUUGAUUUUCGUCACAGAAAUGUGUAAAUUUUUGCUGUUGGAAAACUAGUUAUAUAAUUUUGAGAUGUUUGAAGUCUGUGAAAUCUUGAGAUUUUUUAAAACUAUAAAAAAAUCAAUCGUAAUGAAAACCUAGAAAAAGUAGGUAACCUGGCAACCAAGAUUAGUUUUUUUCAGUAAAGUUCAAGCAGGUGUUUAAUGGGUUAUCCGCGGAGAAGUUAUGAGAUAGUAGAGUAGUAAUAAUGUGAUUUGAUAACUAACAAACUACAUAUAGAAUAAAUAGAAAAUGGAAUUAAUUAUCAAGAGCAAAAAAAAAUCGGGUCGAUUCGAAAUGGGGGCGGAGAGUUGCGGAAAACAUUGAAAUCCAUCAAAAAUGUUCGUUUUUCCCAAAGUAAUUCAAUUUCGCUCGUUUUCCCGAACACUUUAUCCUUUUUCACGAAACAAGACUUCAUUUUUUUCUGCUUCUCACAAAUUCAACUUCACACAUUAUUUUAUUUUUCUCGCCUUUCUUGAAUUUGAACAAAAAGAUUUGCUUUUUUUUGAAAAUAAAAAAACAAAGAGCAGAUUAAAAUGAACUGCAGAUUAUCAUGUUGUCAAUCUGAAAAAAUAAGAUCUUGGAAAGAAAACCGAGAUGGCCGAGAAAACCAAGACUACAGUAGACUUUGCAAAAUUUUGGGCUGUUUACCACGUCAUUUUUAGUCUACUGUACGUGGGCGUCAGGAUUGACAAUAAUAAAAUGGAAAAAACAACCUACAGUAGUCCGAUAUUUUGUACCUUCUUCUUUUUUCUUUUUUUUUGAUACCUUUCAGUCUCAUUUUUACAGUAGUUUAUGAUCUACGACGAUUAUGUUGAUUCAAAAUGGUGGUAAGAUACUAUGAAAAUGAAUCAUCAGAUUUGUAUUUGAUGAAAACCAAGAUAUAAAAAAAAAACAGAAUCAAAAAGAAAAAAAAUGAGAAAUGAGGGCGGAGCCUAUUUAUUUUUACUGACUGACUGACUUUGCCUUGUGAGAAUUGAGAAAACUAAAUAAUUAGAUAUUUGAGCGCGCCAGUUUUUUACUAUUAUUAUAAAUAUUUCUAUCGCGCAUUUUUGAAAACAUGAAAAUCUUGACACGAAAAACCAUAGUUGAUACGAUUUUCUUCUUUUUUGAGUGAGUUUUUUCCCCAGUAAUAAAAAAUAAGACAUUUUUUAAACUGAAAUUGAUCUAACAAAUAUGGGUUUUCAGCGACAGCACGGCAAAAAUGCGAUGUCGACUCAGAAAACAAUUGUUCAUCCGUAGAAAUAAAGUGAGUUUUGGGGGAUGAUAUUUUCGGGAAUCUUAUAAGAGUUGUUUAUUGGUAUCCUGGCAACACAAGUUCAAAAAAAGUACUUUUUCACCUGCAAACCGAUUUGAUUUGUUUGCGUCAGUAAAUUCAAUCAACUUUUGAAGACAAAAUCGAUUGUUUCAGGUUUGCGAUGUUUCACUGAUUCUCGCUUUGGUUGGAUUAUUCUUAAUCAUCAUUGAUUCGGAAUUCACUGCAUUGGCUGCAAAAAGUGAAGGUACAGAGGAUAUUAUUGCAGCAAAGGUAUAACAUUAGCAAAUUUGAAUUAUUCACUGAUUUUGAAAAGUUUCAGGGUGAAUUGAUAUCAAUUGUUCUUCGUUCUAUUUGUGUUUUUUCAACAAUUCUUCUCAUAAUUUGCCUUAUUAAUUAUCAUGCAAUCGAAGUGAAAAUAGCACUAAUAGAUAGUGGAGCGGAUGAUUGGAGAGUUGCAUUAUCAACGGAUCGAAUGAUCAAAUUACUUAUUGAAAUAUUUAUUUGUAUGAUUUGCCCUUUCCCAGGUAUCCCUCCCAACUGUUUUAUUUGAAAAAAAAUCUAAUUUCAAAAUUUCUCAGGUUCCGGUGUGAUGCAAAUGCCAUACAUUGAUUCAGAUUCGAGAAAAAUUUCAAUCAGAAAAAUCCCAGUCGAUGUUAUUUUAUCGGUUCCAAUGUUUUUGCGAUCAUAUCUUGUCUGUCGUUUCAUGGUUCUUCACAGCAAACAAUUCCAAGAUGCAGCAACUCGAUCAAUCGCUGCUCUCAACCGAAUUUCAAUGGAUUUCCGUUUUGUCAUCAAAACAAUGAUGGCUGAUCAUCCACUUCGAGUUUUGAUUGUUUUCACACUUUCUUAUUGGAUCUGUAUGUCUUGGAUGUUUACACAAUGCGAAAGAUAUGAUGGUGGAUUGACUGUUGAACAUUAUUAUCUCAAUUCAAUGUGGUUUAUUAUGGUUACUUUUAUGUCAAUCGGAUAUGGUGAUAUUGUUCCGAAUACCUAUUGUGGAAGAUGUUUGUCGAUUACAACUGGAAUUGUUGGAGCUGGUGUUUCUUCGGCAUUAAUUGCGAUUAUCUCAAGAAAAUUGGAAUUGUCAAGAGCGGAAAAACAUGUGAACAAUUUUAUGGCUGAUUCAAAAUUGACUAAUCAACGGAAAAAUGCAGCUGCGAGUGUUCUUCAAGAAACAUGGUAGUUGAAUUAUUUACUUUCUAUUCAAUUCAUUUCCUUAUUUUUUUCAGGUUUAUUCAUAAAUAUAAAAAGGCGCUUCAUAAAGGAGAUGAUUUGCGUUUGCGUCAUCAUCAAAGAAGAUUUCUCAACUCAAUUAAUGAAUUCAGAAGAAUCAAGUGGGAUCAACGUAAACUUCAAGAAAAGGGAAAUUCAUUACUCGAUGUUGGCAAACUUCAUUCGGAUAUGCAUGAAACACUUUGGGAAAUGCAUCGAACACAAGAUCAUUUCAUCUCACAAAUCGAUAUUUUGACUCAAAAAAUCAUCGAGCUCCAAACAACUUUGAAUUCUCGCCCACCAUGUUGUCCACCAACAAAUUCAUCAGAUGCAUAUUAUUCAACAACUUCAACAGCUGGAGCUCUUCAAAGUCUUCAAAGUCCGAUGUUGCAUUGUUCCCAGUCACAUCGUGAACCACUCCAAGUAACAUCUCAAAACGAAUCGAUUCCUCGAAUUUCUGUUGCAACCACACAUAGUGGAACAUCUUCAGGAGCAUCUUCAGCAAAUGGAAUUCUUCCACAAUGUACUGUAGAUCAAAUAUCAAAUUGUCCAACUGGUGGAAUUUAUGCAACAGUUACAACACCACUUAUCACAAAUUAUGAAGAAGUCUAA
This is a messenger RNA of Caenorhabditis angaria, 14569 nucleotides long. The record is from the annotation of a GenBank genome assembly. NCBI's taxonomy places the organism in Eukaryota, Metazoa, Nematoda, Chromadorea, Rhabditida, Rhabditidae.